GGAGAAUGAAAAGCUCUCAAAUUAUGGAGAUAUUAAGUCUGCCCGGACUAUAUUGUUUCUUGAACUUAAAAAACUGAUCGAGGCAAAUCCUCUUUUCCAUAAUAAGCUUCAAUUUCCUAGCUCGGAAAACUCAAGGCUGAGGAAGCUAAUCAAUCAGAGUAUAAACUGGGCACCAUAUGGUGCUCUUUCUCCUUCACCUGCCACUAACCCUUUACUGGGUGGUCAUGGUCCAAUGCCAGCACCUUCUACAGCAUCUUCUGCAGGAAGAAUGGCUAAUCCGUCUCCUGUGCCACACCAGGCAAUUUCUGCAGAGCCAAUAGGUCCAAUUCCUCCUUGUGCAG
Molecule: messenger RNA, 341 nt
Organism: Carica papaya (papaya)
Lineage: Eukaryota; Viridiplantae; Streptophyta; Magnoliopsida; Brassicales; Caricaceae
Source: RefSeq, a predicted model, not a curated record